Alternaria viburni is the source of this 327-nucleotide messenger RNA. RefSeq lists its product as uncharacterized. Lineage: Eukaryota; Fungi; Ascomycota; Dothideomycetes; Pleosporales; Pleosporaceae. The transcript is spliced from 2 exons. The record is from RefSeq and is a predicted model, not a curated record. The coding region runs from base 1 to 327 and encodes 108 amino acids.
AUGGCGUGGUGCUUCUGGAAGGAGCGCCGACGCCAGAGGGUACUUCACGAAAUUCCGUUCUCGGUUCAGUUGAUACACUCGUUGCGUUACGAAUCAGAGGAAGCGGAAGCGACCAAAGUUCUGGAUAUCGACCAUCUUAUUGAGAUUCGCAAAUGCUUUCUGGAUCUAGAAGAAAAGACGAAGUCGCGAUGGAAGUGCUUAUGGGGAGAUCAGGCACUGUGCAAGCGAGAAAUACGGCAUCGUGACAACCUUGGUGUAGCAGCACCAGGAGGCUACGAGAAUGAUUCCAUGCUCUACGACAUCUUGAUGCAAUCGACCGUCGAAUGA